AUGGGUUUAUUGACGCCACAAAGCACGCCAGGCUCAAGUAAAAAAGGCAAGGAUUCCCCGCCGUCUGAAGCUGGAGUGACUCCGGAGUCUAGAUACGAGACCUUUCUCAAGGUCAAAGUCAACAGACAAACACGCUUGGGAGCUCGGUCAGGGAAGAGUAAGAGGAAGAAGGCAGAGGAGGCAGCGUGCCCCGUAUGCAGUCGGAAAAUCACAGGCAGUUCAGACGAGCUCCACGAACAUGUGGAGCAGUGCUUAAGAAAGCAGAGCGUGGUAAGUGACGAUGAGUUGCUGGAUGUAGAAGGAGAAGGAUUCGAGGAGUACGAGUGGGCCGGACAGACGCGUGUGCGAGCUACGUCCAUGGUCGAUGGCAAGCUAACAGAUCUAGGCUUCCACUCCAGUUUAAAAGCCAGUGAAGCUGAGACUGAUGCGGACCUUAACGUGGAUGGUGAUGAUGACGCCAUCUAUGGGCGGCCACAGUACGGAGAGGGUGAUGUGAUACCCUGCGCUGCCGAACCAGGGGAAGCUCAAGCGCAACAGGCCCUGAGGGGAGCCGUCGUAGGGGAAGAAGCUUCAUCACAGCAGCCGCAUCCAACAAGAAACCGCUGGGCAUCAGUGUACGAAGAGUCGACCUCAUCACCACCAGCAACAGACUCGCAGCAACCAAGUUGUAGUACUGCACCAUCAACGGUGAAAAUAAUAGAGUCACUCAAGGCGAAACUUCGGGAACAAGAAGAGCUGUUGAAACAGGGAGACAAAUACAAAUGCUUAAUUUGCAUGGAACAGUUUACAACGCCGGUGGUGUCCGUACAAUGUUGGCACACACACUGCGAGGAGUGCUGGCUCAGGACCAUGGGUGCGAAGAAGCUGUGCCCACAGUGUAACGUCAUCACAUCGCCGCAGGAUUUGAGAAGAAUCUACUUGUAAAUACGUCUCUGCAAAGUACAUCCUGCGUCCGUCACUCACAUCGAGUAUACGUUACAUUACGAUUACUGCACGAGGAUGCAAUAUAACUGCAAUAUUGCUGACAGCAGUCCUAGGGCACAUGCGAAUCUUGUUGAGCUACCCCGUGUUAUCUAUUUAUACCUUUCUAUGGCCGUAAAUCGUGGGGGAGCAAGAUCUUGCUGUUCACUGAGUGGCUGAUGAAUAUUAAUGAAACAUAUAAAAUGGUGUAUAGUGAUUUAAGGCAUAUACGUCGUGUAUAGGGAGACGGUUCGUCAUAAAGCUCGAGCCCGGUGAAAUGCUCCUAUUUCAGGAACUUCUCUUGUUGUCUGAAAGAAAUUCCUUCUAUUAGUUUCAUGCACUUCAAUGAACUUCACAUCCCUGUAGAUUUUUCACUCCGAAAAAUUUAUUGUAAAAUUGAUCUCCCAUCAGUUGCAUUUCAAGACAGAUUUGCAUGUAUCAUAAAGUAAUGCACAUGUGGAAGAUAAUUUACAUUGUUCUUUGCUUCCGGUAAAUACGUGUAUUGUUGUGUGGAAUAUAAGGUGCCUUAUGUGCUGCAAAAUAAUAUACAUAUUUUUAAUCACCGUAAAAAGAUUCACUUUACACAAUGACGUGCAUUGGUCUGCGAUACAUGUAAAUCGUUAUAUCAAUCAUGAAGCGAGAGUAUGUGCGAAUCGUGAGCUGUGUAGUGUAGUUGUGGCGAAAUAUACAUCUUAAUAUACUCCCUUUAAAUCCCCUGUACCAUACAGCCUCGUUUGUGAGCUUAGUAUUCUAGCUACGAAACAAUUCAUUAUUAUAUAAAUGCAGUAAACGCUGUUAUUUAAACGACUUAUUUUCUAUAGACCACUAGGAUGAUCACUCACAUUCAAAGUCCCUUUUGUUUACAUAUUUAAAUCUCAAACGGUAAUUCAUGAUAUACGAUCAUUUUCUUCAGUCAGCGAUCUAAUAGAGAGUGCGGUGGGUUUAUAUCUGUUGUUAGCAAUAUCUUGAUUUCUGUAAUCGAGUGCAUCUAAUAACACACGUAUCGGACUAUCCGAACAUAUUUCCAGAAUAAAAAAAUAAAAUAAAAGACAGCAGCAUGCCUGAGUUUGUAUGGCAGGUCAAAACGUUUCACUGGAUUAUUUCAUCUAAUUUUACUGUGUUGCAUUGGUAGCGUAAUACGAUUUCCGCCAUCUCUCCCUCUCUCUCCAUCCCUGUGCUGCCCACUUCUCUGUCACCAUUUUCGCUAUCCGUCUAUCUAUCUCCCUCUCAUUUAUACAAAAGGCUUAAAAGUACGGAAUUUACAAUAAAGAAAAAAAUAAAAUUAUAGUGUUUACUUGCUUCCACAAAUUGCUCUGUGUAAUGUGCAGUCUUGACAACCAAAUGAACAUUAAAACUAAGCUCCUAUUACCUGUAAAAAAACGCAUUCUUUUAUGUCACAUGCGGUGUACCGUGUACGUAAAUCUUUUCACGACAGAUAUGACAACUUUAUUGCAGUAACCUUCCUGGAUACGUUUUGCCCAUUGUUAACGCGAUUGCCUUCAUUCACUCGCUUCAUGCUGAAUCUUAUACCAAUUUUACAUACGGACUCAUAAGUGCUACAAAAAGUAUUGUGGGAGAUGGACGUGGUUCGUUCUGUAUAACGGUCAUGAGAUUUCUGUUAAUGGAAUGUUGUGUGACUUGUCGCGAGAAAUUCGUUCUUGUAAAGACGUGACUUUGUGAUAGAGAUGUUGGCUUUAAUCACUUUAAUUAUUGCUGAGAGGUUAUUUAAUUGGUAGUUAUAUUGAUAAAUGUUGUGCUUUUAGUGUUUCAAUCAUGCAUUCAUCCGACGUUUUCUGCGUUUUAUAAUGUGAACAUCACAAAUCAGUCUGGCUAUCAUUGAUUUUUCAGGUAUGAAGCACCUAAAUAAUUUAAAUAUAAUCAUUAGCCAAAAACCCUAAGCUGGCAAUUUAAAAAUAUCACUUUACGAAAUCAUUAGAUAACUCGUGUCAGAAAUUAUUACAACGACAAAGUUCAUAUAACUUCUCGAUGCCGUGUUAUUACUAGCAGUAGAGUCACCGCGGGCACUACUUGUGAUCAGACUCAAUGUGGUAACAGUAGUUCUACAUUAUUGUGUUAUUAACCUUUCAAGCGGAAGCCUCGGUAAGUGCGUACGAAACGUGGUGGCGUUUAAAUUACGUCGCUUCAACAGCGCGUUGUAAAAUCUUACCAAAAUUGUAUUGAGAACGUUAUAAAAAUGCCUUCGCUGAAAUUUUCGUGUAA
Molecule: messenger RNA, 3180 nt
Organism: Priapulus caudatus
Lineage: Eukaryota; Metazoa; Priapulida; Priapulimorpha; Priapulimorphida; Priapulidae
Product: E3 ubiquitin-protein ligase RNF220-like
Exons: 10
Coding region: 1-924 (307 amino acids)
Biological process (GO): protein ubiquitination
Molecular function (GO): ubiquitin protein ligase activity; metal ion binding
Source: RefSeq, a predicted model, not a curated record